AUGCCACUAAAAAGUAACGAAAGAGUUUGCUGCGAUAUUUGCGAGAAAUGGGUCCUUCAAAAAGGGCUGUACAGGCACCUGAUGGGUGUCCAUCAGCACACCGAUGAACAGAUUGACCGCAUGAAAAGGGAACGUCGAGAGGCUCAUCCAGAGGCAUUACCAGUGUCCUGCCGAUUUGCGAUGGCAAAAUCGUUGACCACGAGACGCUUGCGAAUCACAGUGGUCAAGAACAUAGUCGUGACGGCGCCAAUGGAACAGAGCAGGACUAUACCAUUCAUUCCUUGCAAUUCUCCACGAAGGAUCACUUCAAGUGUGAAAGGGUGCUUUGGGCACGCAGGACAUGACGUUGAACCUGCACUCUUACGUUUAUCGGAGGAUCAAAAACAUUACUUAAAAUCCUUGUUGGAAGGUGAUUUGAACCCAUAUUACUGUAUCUUUGAUUCGCAGCUGCAUAACGCAACUUCAGAUCACUCACUGGAUUAUAUUAUUCGUCGCGUCAGAAGCGACUUUUCGCCAAAAACGUCCAGGCUCCACUUCGUCACUAGAGGGGACCUUUGGAACAUAAUUGAGAAGUAUGGCAUGAGACCAGGAUUCCGCGAUAAUAACGAUCUGGUAUCUCUACAACUACGCGCUGAUGAAAACAAUCCAGAUGAUGGAAUCCGGCUCCUAGAAACAACACAGGACCCGACUGGGAAAGGAUUUACUCUGGUAAUUAUCACGCCGACACAACUGGAUUGGCUUAAAAAGUUCUCCAGCCGCGGCAUAUCUGUGGACGACACGCAUGGUGCCACAAGGUACAAUUUGAAGUUAGCCACUGUUAUAGUGGCAGAUGAACGUGACAGAGGGCUUCCAGCCGCAUUUCUCCUUAGUGGUACCAUGACCACUUCUGAUGUGGAGAAAUUAUUCAAGGAAGUUAGAAACUUGAUGCCGAACUUCAAUCCAAGUCAGAUUGUCACGGAUGAAGCGCCGUGCUUCAUCAAAGGGUUUCAAUCCAUAUUCCCCAGGUCGAAGGCGGCGCCGCGCUUCUGUCGCUGGCAUAUAAGUAAGACUUGGGAGAGAAAGGCCAGGGAGCUGGUGCAGGGUUGCAUGAAAUUUUAUCAGGGUCCACUCCGGAGUCGCGUGUUGAAGGAGCUCAAUGAUUUGCUGAAGAUUGGCCAGCUAGAACCUUUUAUGUUGAAGUUUGGAGAGAUUUUGGCACUUCUUGACAGUGAAGACCAGCAAGAAAUGGCGCAGUAUUUAAGGACAAAUUAUUUAGGCAAGCUAAUUAAUCGCAAUGAAUUCGUUUAA
This is a messenger RNA of Ostertagia ostertagi, 1287 nucleotides long. NCBI's taxonomy places the organism in Eukaryota, Metazoa, Nematoda, Chromadorea, Rhabditida, Trichostrongylidae. The record is from the annotation of a GenBank genome assembly.